This is a messenger RNA of Papaver somniferum (opium poppy), 2052 nucleotides long. Its product is annotated as U4/U6 small nuclear ribonucleoprotein Prp31 homolog. Gene Ontology annotation, cellular component: U4 snRNP; precatalytic spliceosome; U4/U6 x U5 tri-snRNP complex. The transcript has 8 exons. The record is from RefSeq and is a predicted model, not a curated record. Bases 320 to 1780 code for a protein of 486 amino acids. Lineage: Eukaryota; Viridiplantae; Streptophyta; Magnoliopsida; Ranunculales; Papaveraceae. Gene Ontology annotation, biological process: spliceosomal tri-snRNP complex assembly; mRNA splicing, via spliceosome.
UUGAUACACUGGAUUGGAUAUGGAUGAGGUGAAAACAGGGGUAUGCUCACCGGCCAGACGGUGCAUUUUUCCUUUUUUGGGCUAAAAACAAAUGUUGAAGCCCAAGGCCACACAUACGGCAUGCCAUAGAGAGAAGGGUUGAUCAUCAAAUUUCCACUAAAUAGUCGCCUCUGUCUAUAAAUAAAUCCCGAAAGAUACCGCCUUAUAUUUUGUUCUCUUUUUCUCUCUGUGAGAAAAACAAUCUUCUUCCUCGGAGUCGUUUCAGUUCCAGAUUUGUGCUACUGAUAGCAACAUUCAUACUACUGUUAAAGCUUAAAGAAUGGCUACACUUGCUGAUUCUUUCUUGGCGGAUCUUGAUGAUUUAUCAGAUAAUGAAGCUAAUGUUCCUCACGAGGAUGAAGGGCACGAAAGUGAUAUGGAUGAAGAUAGUGAUGGUGACAUUGCUGACAUAGAAGCUUUAAACUAUGAGAAUCUGGAUAGUGUCUCUAAAUUGCAGAAGUCACAGCGCUACAUCGACAUAAUGCAGAAAGUUGAAGCUGCACUACAGAAGGGGUCUGAAACUGAGGAGCAAGGCUUUAGUUCAGAAGACGAUCCUGAAUAUCAACUUAUAGUAGAUUGCAAUGCACUGUCGGUUGACAUUGAGAAUGAGAUAGUUAUCAUUCACAAUUUUAUCAAGGAUAAGUAUCGGCUUAAAUUUCCUGAGCUCGAGUCUCUGGUUCAUCACCCAAUUGAUUAUGCCAGAGUGGUAAAGAAGAUUGGAAAUGAAGUAGAUUUAACCCUAGUUGAUUUGGAAGGGCUCGUACCAUCAGCUGUCAUUAUGGUUGUAUCUGUUACAGCGUCCACUACUGUUGGAAAGCCACUCCCUGAAGAUUCUCUCAAUAAGACUAUUGAAGCCUGUGAUCGAGCUCUUGCUCUUGAUAUAGCAAAAAAGGAAGUUCUCGACUUUGUAGAGAGUAGAAUGGGAUAUAUUGCACCAAAUCUAUCUGCUAUCGUUGGAAGUGCUGUUGCUGCAAAACUUAUGGGGACCGCUGGUGGUUUGACAGCAUUAGCUAAGAUGCCAGCCUGUAAUGUUCAGCUUCUUGGUGCAAAGAGAAAGACUCUGGCAGGAUUCUCUACUGCAACUUCGCAAUAUCGUGUGGGGUAUCUUGAGCACACUGAAAUUUUCCAAACUACACCUCCUGCUUUGAAAAUGCGCGCUUGCCGAGUUUUGGCUGCAAAAUCAACACUUGCAGCAAGAGUUGAUUCAAUAAGAGGAGAUCCAACAGGGAAGACGGGAAGGAACUUGAGGGAAGAGAUCCGAAAGAAAAUUGAGAAGUGGCAAGAGCCGCCUCCAGCAAAGCAACCAAAACCUCUUCCAGUUCCUGAUUCCGAGCCUAAAAAGAAAAGGGGUGGUCGUCGUUUGCGGAAAAUGAAGGAGAGGUAUGCAGUAACAGAUAUGAGGAAGCUGGCCAACAGAAUGCAGUUUGGGAUACCCGAGGAGAGCUCGUUAGGGGAUGGACUCGGUGAAGGUUAUGGUAUGCUUGGUCAGGCUGGAAAUGGCAAGUUGCGUGUAUCAGUUGGCCAAAGCAAACUUGCUGCAAAAGUUGCUAAGAAGUCCAAGAUUAAAAGCUACGGAAGCGUUAGUGGUACUACCUCAGGCCUAACCUCAAGUCUAGCAUUCACACCUGUACAAGGAAUUGAACUCUCAAAUCCUCAGGCCCAUGCAAAUCAGCUAGGUAGUGGAACUCAAAGCACCUACUUCUCAGAGGUGGGCACCUUUUCAAAAAUCAAGAGGAUUUGAACCCAUCUCAGAGCCAGCAGUUGUUGCUCUAAGCACCAAAAGCAUCGGUCUACUGUCCAAUUUGUGCGGGUUUACUCGUCACUAGGAUCUUAUGUAAUAGAUUUUUGAAAUAUGAAUUUUCAGUAAAAUGCCAUGCUUAAAUUUUCCUGCAGUCGCAAAAAAAGAGCAUCACUGGCUUUAUGUUCCGAGACUGUUUUCUGCUAUCUUCGGAUGAGUAAAAUGCUGAUAUUUCAAUUUUUUGUUGGUUAAACAAAUUUCUUUUCUUUUGGACA